CCCCGUUGGGCAUUUGAGUCAGGGGAAGAAAAGACAGAGAGGAAAAAAGGAAAAAUACACAGAGCAAAGCAAAGAGAAGCUACCGAGAAAGAGAGAGAGAGCGAGUGAGAGAAGAGAGAAGGUAUUGUGGCUCGGACAGAAAUAUUUAUCCGAGUCAACUCGGACCGGUUUUUUCUCAUUGCUCUCUUGGAAAAAACCUCCUUCCGAUUCUGAAAUUUUGGGUUUUUUUUUUUUAUUCGGAAGGUUUUUUAUUGAUUGAAAGUCUGGCCGUGGUUUUUUUCUCGGCGGUUGAGAUCGUCGAUGGUUCUUUCUCCAGAUCUUGCAUUCUGAUUCAUUUUGCUCCUCCUCUUCCGGGAAUGGCUUGCUCAAUGUAACAUUGACCUGUGUCUAUUUCCUUUGCCUUCUUUCCUAUCACGAGCCUUUGUAGCUUAGGGAAUCUUGGGGGAAAUCUGAAGGUCUUUUUUCCUGAUUGAUGAUUGUUUUGGAAUUAGAUUUAGUUUUCAUUCUCUCACCGGUGGCUUUGGAGUUUGGCGCCUCCUUGAAAGGGAAGAAGCUCUCUUCCGCCACCAUCUCUGUUACCAGCCACGGAAACAGUUACUUCCUCACUUCAUUGAAUGUCUCGUAAAUUGGAUAGCCCUGUUCAGACCCAGAUGGCAGUGGCAAUUUUAAACAGUCCGCUCAGUGGGGAGUAUCAUGGGAGCGAUAGAAUAGAAGGGAAACAGCCUGCAGGGAGGAGACGCGUUUUCGUGCAAACUGAAACUGGGUGCGUCUUGGGAAUGGAAUUAGAUCGUGUUGACAAUGCCCAUACUGUCAAGAGGAGAUUGCAGCUUGCUCUUAAUGUCCCUACCGAUGAGAGCUCGCUGACCUUUGGGGAUAUGGUGUUGAAAAAUGAUCUCAGUGCUGUCCGUAAUGAUUCACCCCUUCUCCUUACUCGGAACCUUAUCCACAGAAGCUCGUCCACUCCAUGUCUCUCACCUACUGGGAAGGAUAUACAGCAGAGAGAUAAGAGUGGUCCUAUUGAGAUAUUGGGCCAGUCAGAUCACUUUGCUAGAGCAAAGCUAUUGGUCAAAGAAAUUGUUAAGGGGAUCAAGAUGGGGGUUGAUCCACUCCCUGUCCAUAGUGGGCUUGGAGGUGCCUAUUAUUUUAGGAACUGCAGAGGUGAGAGUGUUGCUAUUGUGAAGCCAACAGAUGAAGAACCUUUUGCUCCAAAUAACCCAAAAGGCUUCGUUGGUAAAGCACUUGGGCAACCAGGUUUGAAACGUUCUGUGCGGGUUGGGGAAACUGGAUUAAGAGAGGUUGCGGCUUACCUUCUUGAUGAAGGACACUUUGCAAAUGUGCCUCCCACUGCCUUGGUAAAGAUCACUCACUCAAUCUUUAAUGUAAAUGAUGGGGUGAAUGGAAACAAGCCUCACAAGAAGCAGCUUGUUAGCAAGAUUGCUUCUUUCCAACAGUUUAUACAUCAUGAUUUUGAUGCAAGUGAUCAUGGGACUUCUAGCUUUCCUGUCUCUGCUGUGCAUCGUAUAGGGAUAUUAGAUAUUAGGAUUUUUAAUACAGACAGGCAUGCAGGAAAUCUUUUAGUUAGGAAGCUUGAUGGUGUUGGGAGGUUUGGUCAAGUGGAGCUCAUUCCUAUUGAUCAUGGCCUCUGCCUACCAGAAACUUUGGAGGAUCCGUAUUUUGAGUGGAUUCAUUGGCCUCAGGCUUCGAUUCCAUUCUCGGAAGAUGAGCUUGCAUACAUAGAAAAAUUGGAUCCACAGAAGGAUUGUGAGAUGCUACGAAGUGAGAUUCCUGUGAUUCGAGAUGCUAGUCUCAGGGUGUUGGUCCUCUGCACCAUUUUCCUCAAGGAGGCUGCUGCAUCUGGUCUCUGCCUUGCUGAAAUUGGUGAGAUGAUGACUAGGGAAUUUCGCAGUGGUGAGGAGGAGCCCAGCGAGCUUGAGGUUGUUUGUAUGGAGGCAAGGAGGAUGAUAGCAGAGAGGGAACUGUCGUCUCCCAAGGCUGAUUUCGGAGAUGAGGAGUUUCAAUUUGAUAUAGACUAUGAGGAAGUAGAGUUAGAUGUUGCAUCAAAGGUGGCAGCUGAAGAUACUAUGAUCAGAGCACCAUUCCAAUUUGGAAACGGGAAUGGACAUUGCCGCUUUCCACUCUCUAAAUUGGAAGAAUGCAUUGAGGAGGAACAGGAAAGCGAGGGAGACGAGCAAGAGGGAUUCACAGAUCUUCCUUCUCCUGAACGGGUCCCAACCAUUUCAAACAUUUCGAUGUCACUUAAGAACACAAUGUUAGGUGAGAAGAACCAGAAACACAUGAAAUACGUUGGACCGAAACAAGAAAAUGGAUACAUGGUGAAUUCAUCAUCUGGGCACAGGAGUGCCAAUGAGCAGCUUCCUACUAGCAUGAGCUUUGUGAAGCUGGCUGAUAUGAAUGAGGAUGAAUGGUUACUGUUUCUGGAGAAGUUUCAGGAACUGCUGUACCCCGCAUUUGCGAAUCGGAAAUCUGUGACCAUAGGUCAGAGGCAGAGACAGAGGCUUGGUACUUCAUGCCAGUUUUGAACUCGGGAUGAAUACAUAUGAAGAAUAAGGCUAGUUUCUUGGGGUGAAGGAUUGGUAGGUUAGAUUUGGUUAUGAGUUUUCUCCCUCAAAGGUAUUGUAGUUGGAGGUGACAGUAGGAGGAACCGAUGUAAAUAUUCUUGUGGAAAGCUGAAGGAUGAGCUAAGUAGAAUUGGUUGUAUUUCUUGGUUUAUGUUUUGUUUUAAUUUUUUUUUUUUUUUUUUUGGGCCCCCUUUCACUCCAUAUGGGCUUGUUUGAUAAAUAAUUUGUAGAAUAAAAAAGAAAUUAUUGUAUAGUGAACUCGGUUUCGUUUUUGCCUUUUAGAUGUGGUCCUGGUGGUCAUUUUCCGUGUUUUAUUCUUAGUUCCUCCCCUGUAAAUGGCAAUUACAGGGUUGAAGCAACUGACAAAAGAAUCAGAAUAUUGUGGUUUCUAUGGUCCAGCCAUAGUUAUAUUAGGAUAGAAUGGAAGAAUAUGUACACUGGCCAUUUUAAUUUAAAUUGUUUGAGCUUGGAUUUCGUUUAA
Ziziphus jujuba (common jujube) is the source of this 3060-nucleotide messenger RNA. Its product is annotated as phosphatidylinositol 4-kinase gamma 5. The transcript has 2 exons. Lineage: Eukaryota; Viridiplantae; Streptophyta; Magnoliopsida; Rosales; Rhamnaceae. Bases 615 to 2540 code for a protein of 641 amino acids. The record is from RefSeq and is a predicted model, not a curated record.